Messenger RNA from Lycium barbarum (goji berry), 927 nucleotides. Its product is annotated as ADP-ribosylation factor-like protein 2. Gene Ontology annotation, molecular function: GTPase activity; GTP binding. NCBI's taxonomy places the organism in Eukaryota, Viridiplantae, Streptophyta, Magnoliopsida, Solanales, Solanaceae. The transcript has 6 exons. The record is from RefSeq and is a predicted model, not a curated record. Gene Ontology annotation, cellular component: microtubule cytoskeleton; cytoplasm. Bases 209 to 766 code for a protein of 185 amino acids. Gene Ontology annotation, biological process: protein folding.
UUUUUUUUUUUUUUUUUUUGUCUUCUUCUUCAUUGGGUAUUAUCUCCUUACCACACUCUACUGCCACUCCGUCACCGUCGCCACCAUCAUCCACCGCUCCUUCCCCCUUCUUCGUGAGAGGCAUCUAAUCAAGCCUUAAAAAAAAAAUCUUGUUAUUUCCUCUGUCCAGUCAUAUUCUCAGGGAUUCAGGAAACUAGGAGCGGACGCAAUGGGACUUCUCAGCAUUAUUCGAAAGAUCAAGCGAAAGGAAAAGGAAAUGCGCAUCCUUAUGGUGGGUCUUGACAACUCUGGUAAGACAACGAUUGUUCUAAAAAUAAAUGGGGAAGACACGAGUGUCAUCAGUCCGACUCUUGGCUUCAACAUCAAAACCAUCACGUAUCAGAAGUAUACCCUCAAUAUAUGGGAUGUCGGGGGGCAGAAAACAAUACGGUCUUAUUGGAGAAACUACUUUGAGCAAACUGAUGGCUUGGUGUGGGUUGUGGAUAGUUCUGAUCUGAGAAGGCUAGAUGACUGUAGAUACGAGCUACAUAAUCUUCUGAAGGAAGAGAGGCUAUCAGGAGCAUCAUUAUUGAUUUUUGCAAAUAAGCAGGACAUACAAGGAGCUCUUUCUCCAGAUGAAAUAGCCAAAGUGCUUAAUCUGGAGGCUAUGGACAAUAGCCGGCACUGGAGAAUCGUGGGAUGUAGCGCAUACACCGGGGAAGGUCUACUUGAGGGAUUUGAUUGGCUGGUACAAGACGUUGCUUCACGAAUCUAUAUGCUUGAUUAAGUGAAAUUUACAUUAAGAUUUUGAUUCCUGCAAGAUGACCUUUUUACACACUGUAGUGUAAUACCAUUUGGAGUAUAUUUUUAGUGGAUAUAAAGAUCAAAUAGUCAUUAAGAUAUAAAGAUCAAAUAUUCAUUAAGGAGCAUUUCCCUAGUUGCUGCUCA